This is a messenger RNA of Carlito syrichta (Philippine tarsier), 5851 nucleotides long. RefSeq names its product ArfGAP with SH3 domain, ankyrin repeat and PH domain 1 (gene ASAP1). The transcript is spliced from 29 exons. Gene Ontology annotation, molecular function: protein binding; GTPase activator activity. The record is from RefSeq and is a predicted model, not a curated record. The coding region runs from base 1 to 3267 and encodes 1088 amino acids. Gene Ontology annotation, cellular component: cytoplasm. NCBI's taxonomy places the organism in Eukaryota, Metazoa, Chordata, Mammalia, Primates, Tarsiidae. Gene Ontology annotation, biological process: positive regulation of GTPase activity.
AUGGUACUUGCCUCCACAGUCAGGCUCUCCUUCCAAGAGGCAAAGGCUCUAGACCAAGAUAGAACAGCCCUACAAAAAGUGAAGAAGUCUGUAAAAGCAAUAUAUAAUUCUGGUCAAGAUCAUGUACAAAAUGAAGAAAACUAUGCACAAGUUCUUGAUAAGUUUGGGAGUAAUUUUUUAAGUCGAGACAACCCUGACCUUGGCACCGCUUUUGUCAAGUUUUCCACUCUUACAAAGGAACUGUCCACACUGCUGAAAAAUCUGCUCCAGGGUCUGAGCCAUAAUGUGAUCUUCACCUUGGAUUCCUUGUUGAAAGGAGACUUAAAGGGAGUCAAAGGAGAUCUCAAGAAGCCAUUUGACAAAGCCUGGAAAGAUUAUGAGACAAAGUUUACAAAAAUUGAAAAGGAAAAAAGAGAGCAUGCAAAACAACACGGGAUGAUCCGCACAGAGAUAACAGGAGCCGAAAUUGCAGAAGAAAUGGAGAAGGAAAGGCGCCUCUUUCAGCUCCAAAUGUGCGAAUAUCUCAUUAAAGUUAAUGAAAUCAAGACCAAAAAGGGUGUGGAUCUGCUGCAGAAUCUUAUAAAGUAUUAUCAUGCACAGUGCAAUUUCUUUCAAGAUGGCUUGAAAACAGCUGAUAAAUUGAAGCAGUACAUUGAAAAGCUGGCUGCUGAUUUAUAUAAUAUAAAACAGACCCAGGAUGAAGAAAAGAAGCAGCUAACUGCACUCCGAGAUUUAAUAAAAUCCUCUCUUCAACUUGAUCAGAAAGAAUCUAGGAGAGAUUCGCAGAGCCGGCAAGGAGGAUACAGCAUGCAUCAGCUUCAGGGCAAUAAGGAAUAUGGCAGUGAAAAGAAGGGGUACCUGCUCAAGAAAAGUGACGGGAUCCGGAAGGUGUGGCAGAGGAGGAAGUGCGCUGUCAAGAAUGGGAUUCUGACCAUCUCACACGCCACGUCUAACAGGCAACCAGCUAAGUUGAACCUUCUCACCUGCCAGGUGAAACCGAAUGCUGAGGACAAGAAGUCUUUUGACCUGAUAUCACAUAAUAGGACAUAUCACUUUCAGGCAGAAGAUGAACAGGAUUAUGUAGCGUGGAUAUCGGUGUUGACAAAUAGCAAAGAAGAGGCCCUGACCAUGGCCUUCCGCGGAGAGCAGAGCACUGGGGAGAACAGCCUAGAAGAUCUGACGAAAGCCAUCAUUGAGGACGUGCAGCGGCUCCAAGGGAACGAUGUCUGCUGCGACUGUGGCUCGUCAGAACCCACCUGGCUUUCAACCAAUUUGGGAAUUUUGACCUGCAUAGAAUGUUCUGGCAUCCAUAGAGAAAUGGGGGUUCAUAUUUCUCGCAUCCAGUCUUUGGAACUAGACAAAUUAGGAACUUCUGAACUCUUGCUGGCCAAGAAUGUAGGAAACAAUAGUUUUAAUGAUAUUAUGGAAGCAAAUUUACCCAGCCCCUCACCAAAACCCACCCCUUCAAGUGAUAUGACUGUACGGAAAGAAUAUAUCACGGCGAAGUAUGUCGAUCAUAGGUUUUCAAGGAAGACCUGUUCAACUUCAUCAGCUAAACUGAAUGAAUUGCUUGAGGCCAUCAAAUCCCGAGACUUACUUGCACUAAUUCAAGUCUAUGCAGAGGGGGUAGAGCUAAUGGAGCCCCUGCUGGAGCCCGGGCAGGAGCUCGGGGAGACGGCCCUUCACCUCGCAGUCCGAACCGCAGACCAGACGUCUCUCCAUCUGGUUGACUUCCUAGUACAAAACUGCGGGAACCUGGAUAAGCAGACAGCCCUGGGAAACACAGCUCUGCACUACUGUAGUGCGUAUGACAAACCUGAGUGUUUGAAGCUUCUUCUCAGGAGCAAGCCCACUGUGGAUAUUGUUAACCAGGCUGGAGAAACUGCUCUGGACAUAGCAAAGAGACUAAAAGCUAUCCAGUGUGAAGAUCUGCUUUCCCAGGCUAAAUCUGGAAAAUUCAACCCCCACGUCCACGUAGAGUAUGAAUGGAACCUUCGACAGGAGGAGAUGGAUGAAAGUGACGAUGAUCUGGAUGACAAACCAAGCCCCAUCAAGAAAGAGCGUUCACCCAGACCGCAGAGCUUCUGCCACUCCUCCAGCAUCUCCCCGCAAGACAAGCUGGCUCUGCCCGGAUUCAGCACGCCAAGGGACAAACAGCGGCUCUCCUAUGGAGCCUUCACCAACCAGAUCUUCGUCUCCACAAGCACAGACUCGCCCACAUCGCCCACUGCAGAGGCACCCCCUCUGCCUCCCAGAAACGCCGGGAAAGGUCCACCUGGCCCACCUUCAACUCUCCCUCUAAGCACCCAGACCUCUAGUGGCAGCUCCACCCUAUCCAAGAAGAGGCCUCCUCCCCCACCACCCGGACACAAGAGAACUCUGUCCGACCCUCCCAGCCCACUACCUCAUGGGCCCCCAAACAAAGGCGCAGUUCCUUGGGGUAAUGAUGUGGGUCCAUCAUCUUCGAGUAAGACCACAAAUAAGUUUGAGGGACUGUCUCAGCAAUCAAGCACCAGCUCUGCAAAGACUGCCCUCGGCCCAAGAGUUCUUCCUAAACUACCUCAGAAAGUGGCACUAAGGAAAACAGAAACCAGCCAUCAUCUCUCGCUAGACAAAGCCAGUAUCCCGCCCGAAGUCUUUCAGAAAUCAUCACAGUUGGCAGAGUUACCACAGAAGCCACCACCUGGAGAGCUGCCCCCAAAGCCCACAGAACUGGCACCCAGACCCCAAACUGGAGACUUGCCACCUAAGCCGGGAGAACUGCCCCCCAAGCCGCAGCUGGGGGACCUGCCGCCCAAACCCCAGCUCUCAGACUUGCCCCCCAAACCACAGAUGAAGGACCUGCCCCCCAAGCCCCAGCUGGGAGACCUGCUAGUCAAACCCCAGCCUGGAGAUGUCUCACCCAAGGCUCAGCAGCCCUCUGAAUUCGCCCCGAAGUCACAGCCAGCAGAUCUCUCUCCGAAUGUGCAGUCCAGAGAUGCCAUCCAGAAGCAAGCAUCGGAAGACUCCAAUGACCUCACGCCUAUUCUGCCAGAGACGCCCAUACCACUGCCCAGAAAAAUCAAUACGGGGAAGAAUAAAGUGAGACGAGUGAAGACCAUUUAUGACUGCCAGGCAGACAACGAUGAUGAGCUCACGUUCAUCGAGGGAGAAGUGAUCAUUGUCACGGGGGAGGAGGACCAGGAGUGGUGGAUCGGGCACAUCGAAGGACAGCCGGAAAGGAAGGGGGUCUUUCCAGUGUCCUUCGUUCACAUCCUGUCCGACUAGCAAAAGCAGAACCUUACGAUUGUGCACACCCUUCGUGCAAGACUGCCGCCCCAUGUCAUCCUGUGCACAACGUGUAUAUAGCGGCUGUUACAGAUCAGAAACUCUCGGAAGGGCCACUCAGGAGGGGAGUACAGUGUGCAUUGUAAAUAUCCCAUGGUCUUCUGCCUCCGCCAGUAUUAGGGGAGCCUCGGGACCCGGCGCGCCUUACUGGCUUGCCAAAGCCAUCCUUGGCAUCUAGCACUUACAUCUCUCUUCGCUGUUUUACAAGCAGACAAACAGACGAGUAUAGGAACUGCUGGCUUUGCAAAUAGAAGUGGUCUCCAGCAACCGUUGAAAGGCAUGGACUCGACUCUGUUCCUAACAAUGCAGUAUUCUCAGUUGUUAUUGGAAAUGCAACAUUAGCAAAGAGGUGGGUUCCGUUUUCCAGGUGAAGCUUUGCACUCCAUGGUAGACCAGCCUGUAGUUCUCUGUGUACACCGUUUACAGCUACAAAAACCUACUUUGGUAUUUAUUACAGAAAAGUGCUCAGUUAAGUGUAAGUGUUAUUCCUUCAGCAAAAUAUUCUCUGACCCAAAACUCUUGGUGGCAUUUGACAGUGCACCACAGCCUCAUGCAAGUUUAAACAAGUGGAUUUAUACUGUCUUAUGAUGGUGAGUGCCCACCCCUGAGAUAUUACCUCAUUAUGCAAAAAUAACAUAUCCUUCACAACUAUUUUGACAAAAGUUUAAAACACGUAUGAUGAAGUUCAACUUUCAGGAAUCAAGGACUGCCAGAAGAUAUUAGCCUCUACAUUAUGCAUGCAUUUAGAAGCUUACCUGAAAUCUGCCUUUUAUAAAGGAAUAGUAUAUGGAUGAGUGGAACUGUACAUUUUUUAAACUUGAUUGCCAUUAAAGCAGAAAUUAUAAGGUUGCAACAGUAUUUGUUUCUAGUCAUUUGGCUUCCCCGAGAGUGUGGAUUCACAUAUCCUGUCAUGAAUCAGCAGCCCGCAAAUGUGGCGAAGCAUCUGAUGUGUCAGUUUUAAAUUAUUUUCUUAGUUUUAUUCUUGGAUAAAUUUAAAUUUUUUAAAGAUUAUUCAAGAUGAAGAGUUUAACAGCCAGCCCUCCACGCAGCUUCCCUCCUAUAGAAUCCAGGUGCUGAAACCAAGCUUUUCUUUUCCCUCGCUCUUGGUUAAACUCCGGUUAGAAAUGAGUCUUCCCAUCUCAAGCUCUGUCCACCCUCAAGUCAAUUCAUAACCACGUUGUGGCCGCUGCUAUGAAUUGCACUGUGAAAAGCACUCUCUCCUGCUCAGUUUUUUUCAUCCCAGUGUGUUCAUCAGAUCAUUAAGAACAUCCUGAGUAUUUCAGUCUUUCACAUCAGUCUGAAUUUUAGAGAAGAAAAUACAAUAGUUGUACUCAGCAGUGAAACUGUUCUCUGAUUCUGAGGCUCAUGUGUCGUUAUGGCAUUACAUUUGCUUAAAUUGCUAUUUUGGCAACAGCACAGAAAACUAAUAUUUUUAAGCAGAGAAUCUUGGCAGUGAGUGAGAAAUGUUAAUUUCACAGAAGCACAACUCCUGACCAAACCCGUAGGAAAAGCCCUCUGUCAUAGCUCCAGUGCUCAGUGAGUAUUAAUUUAGUUCUGCUUAAGUGGUUACUAUGAAAACUCUGAAUAGCCACCUAAUAAAUAAACCUUGCAUGACAAACCUGCAAAAUAUUUAUCAGCUGUUAUUGGAAAGUGAUCUUAAGCAAUUGCUCCCUCAGUGUCAGGGCACAUGUGAGUUCCCACCCGUGCCUGAGAACGCGUGGACCCAUCAACAUGCUGGUGAGUGACUGGCAGCUCAGUGGCUCGAUGCCGAAGCCACAUGCGCGUCAGGACAGAAGUCAGCCCCCGAGGUUGCCCAGCGUCCCAGUCAUUGGUUCGCGUGUUCUAACUUGUGUUAUGGAGCUCUUCGUUUUUGUGGCCCAGACUAUUUUCAACUAUCUCAGAAUAAACUGGUUUUUUAAAAAAACAAAAGCCGCAUGUCUAAAAUUACACGAGUUAAUGUCUAUUUUUUCCCCUUUUGCAGCAACUUACACAAAUGCAUUUUUGGAUACUUUUGUUUCUGGAUUUUUUGUUUGUUUGCUUUCCAUUAGGAAUUUGAGUUCUCUCUAACCCAGCUUACAUGGGACAACAAGCUAGAAAUGCCUUCGGUUAUCUUGUUGAGUUUAAGCCUGAUCUCGCUCUGAAACUUGGUGAGCCACUGUCUGCAGUUUUGUACGUGAUGCAGCAUGUGAAGGUAUGGAACUUUAUGAAAAAAGCAGCAAAUGAGUUGUUUUCUCCCCAGAGGGGAAAGUCAUGUUCCGCAAAUGGUGUAUGUCUUACUUUACUGUCGAGCAGCAAUUGCUACUUAUUUUUUUAUUGCCUGGAACUUCAACAUGUCGUGUAGGAGUCUUGCAGUGCCACCAGUUAAAUUCCGAAUCCUCAUCUGGGUGUCACCAUCCAACAUCAGUACACUUGGCAUUUCACAUGUAUUUAAUGUGACCGUUUUUCAGUACUGUGUGUGUUAAUUUCUACUUUUUUUAAUAUUUAAAAUUGCUUUUAAAUAAACAUAUUCUCAGUUGAUCCCAAA